Drosophila hydei is the source of this 1999-nucleotide messenger RNA. Its product is annotated as 5-methylcytosine rRNA methyltransferase NSUN4. Gene Ontology annotation, biological process: rRNA methylation. NCBI's taxonomy places the organism in Eukaryota, Metazoa, Arthropoda, Insecta, Diptera, Drosophilidae. Gene Ontology annotation, cellular component: mitochondrial large ribosomal subunit. The coding region runs from base 172 to 1704 and encodes 510 amino acids. Gene Ontology annotation, molecular function: methyltransferase activity. The transcript has a single exon. The record is from RefSeq and is a predicted model, not a curated record.
AAGAACACCGAAAAAAAAAAAACAAAGUGUACAUAACGCUUUCGAUAUAUUAGCUUAAAAUAUGCGCAAUUAGGAAAUUUGAAAUUUGAAAAACUAUUCCAAAAUUAGAGCUGCACCAAGAGGCACAACUCUGGUGAAGUCGCUGCUAGUGAAAUUGCCGGUUGUGAUAAAAUGUUGAAAAUACGCAACAUUUGCCUUCUGCAGCGACGCUGGAAGAGCGGCAAGAGGCGUUGGAAUGUGCUGCAGCACAAGCGCAACAAUUGCGAUCGUGCUCUGGAAACAUUUGAUUAUUUCUAUGGUUCUGUCUACGGCGGACGUUGGAAAAAUAUGCGUGCCGCCCUCCUCACCGAGCACAAAUAUGUUGCCAUGGUAAAUAAUUUUGGGGACACUGAACAGACGUGUAGCAUGCUGGAACUAGACGGUGCGAUCAACAUUAAAUCUCUCAUUCGGCUGGCAAUAGAACGAGAGGAGAUCGGCAUAGAAUCGAAUAUUCUACAUAAUCGGCAUGCUCAUUACGACAUCGAUGACAAACUGGAAUCGUUGCUGCGCAAGCAACAGGAACGCGAAGUAGCUGCCAUCUAUCCCACUGCGGCAGAAGAUGGACAUGAGCCGCCAAAACAGCUGAGCUACGAUAGGAAGAAUAGCGACAUUGACACAAAAGGGCAAAAAGAUAGUGAAAAGGAGUCCUCGUCACUGGAGUUUACGCAAAGUUUGACCAAAGCCUUGGAGCAAGAUGUGCAAGUGGAUGAAAGCCGUAUUGUGGAUCCACAGUUUGGCACAGGCGGCCUGUACGAGUAUGUACCCGCCGAUAGCAUCAAGGGCAUGCAAGAUUGGGUGGCCGAAUCGGAACAUUAUAAAUAUUAUCAAACCAGCACCGAUUUUCCACUAAUAAUCGAGCCCGAGGCCAUAUUUCAAUAUCCCGAACACUUGGCCAUUUACACGUAUGAGAUGGGCAACUGUGCGGAAUUUAAGCCACCCAGGCAAUGUUUAACUGGUGUCCUGUCCCAUUUUCUAAUGGACGGCGCCUCUGUUCUGCCUCCACUUUUUCUGCAAGUGCAGCCAGGGGAACGGGUUCUUGAUGCUUGUGCAGCACCAGGUGGCAAGUCACUGCUAAUGCUGCAGACGCUACACCUGGAUCAGCUGGUGUGCAAUGAUGUACAAGAGUCCAGGCUGAAUAAGCUGCGACGCGUCAUGCAGGAGUACCUUUUCGAUUACAAACAGCGUUGGGCGAGCAAGCGGUUGAUCUUUAGUCAGAGUGAUGCGCGAAAUCUAGACGAAUAUAACAGCUAUGACAAGAUACUGGUGGAUGUGCCAUGCACCACAGACAGGCAUGUUCUCCUGCAUCAGGACAAUAAUAUAUUCAAACCAACACGCAUCAAGGAACGUCUGCGCAUACCCGAGUUGCAGGCUGGCAUCUUGGCCAACUGCUUGCGAUUGCUCAAACCUGGCGGUAGCUUGGUUUACUCCACGUGUUCCUUGUCUCCAGUACAGAACGAUGGUGUCAUCCACAUGGCACUGCAAAAGGUCUUCAACGAAUAUGGCAUUACGGCUCGCAUCAAAGAUCUCAGCCAGCAUACAGCGCUAUUUAGCGAUAUUUACAGAUUUGAGCAGCCGAAAGGCUUGAAAUAUGGACAAAUGGUUCUGCCCUAUUUACCAGCCAACUUUGGACCGAUGUAUUUCAGUAAAAUCACACGAAAUACCUAAUGUUAAACAUUUUAAUUAAACCAAAUUCUAAGAUGUAAAGCAAAAUGUGCAUGAGAGGAAACAGAUAUGUUGGGUACACUAAGUGCGUUUUCUAUAAUGGGUAUAUAGUUGCCUUUAAUCUUACAUCUGUACACUUUUAAUGCUAGUAAAUUCUAGAAUGUAUAUUGUUAAAGAAGAAACUAAAUACUUGUUACAACCAAGCGUCUUUUUGAAUGGCUUCACUCCCUGAGAAUUAAGUGAGGUAGAAAUUUUUUUUAAAUGUUAGACGAAACUAAAAUACACGAACAAAAGAAAC